Messenger RNA from Cornus florida, 2001 nucleotides. RefSeq lists its product as uncharacterized. The transcript is spliced from 3 exons. Bases 1 to 2001 code for a protein of 666 amino acids. The record is from RefSeq and is a predicted model, not a curated record. NCBI's taxonomy places the organism in Eukaryota, Viridiplantae, Streptophyta, Magnoliopsida, Cornales, Cornaceae.
AUGCUACAAGAUUUCAUUCAGACAAAAAAGGAGGUAAAAAGGUUCCUCAAAGGCUUCUUGAUGAGUUUAAUGAUUGUUUGCAGAAGGCUGGUUUAUUUGAGAUAUUUGCCUCUAAUGGUGAUUGUUCCUGGUGCAAUAGACAAUGAAGCAAUAGAAGAAUUUUGGCAAAGCUUGAUAGGGUGUUCUAAUGACCCAUGGUUACAGAUGUUUACUGGUACCAAAAUCUCUUGUUCAGCUUCUUCCUCAUCUGAUCAUUAUGGAGUAAUCAUCAAUAUUUUUAGACAAUUUGCAAGGGGUCCAAAGCCCUUCAAGAUGUUAAAAAUUUGGUGCUUACAAGAGGGUAUUUUUGACGUGAUAAAAAAAUCUUGGGAAGUUCCUAUCAUUGGGACUCCCUUUCAUAUACUUCUCAAAAAACUCAAAAAUGUGAAGGCUGCUAUCAAAGCUUGGAAUUUGAAUUCAUUUGGGAAUAUUAAAGAGAGGGUUCAUAAGUCUAAACAGGCCUUAGAAGAUGUUCAAUUAUCACUCCUUGAUAAUCCUACAAAUGAUUUGUUUACAAAGGAGAACCAAGCUAAGGAUGAGUACCAUGAUGCUCUAUCUUCUAAAGAGAUUCUAUAUGCUCAAAAGUCCAGAAUUCAUUGGCUCAAAUAUAAUAAUCGAUGUUCAGCCUUCUUUUAUUCCAAGAUGAAGCAGCACAAUCAAUUCAAUGCAAUUACAUCUGUGGAAGAUCAUACUGGACAGGUAAAAACUCAAACAGAUGAGAUAAGAAAGGUGUUUGUGGAUUAUUAUCAAGGCUUGUUUCAAGAGAAUAAUACUACUUGUGCAUUUGAAGCUACUCCAAAACAUAUCUUAACUCUUGAUGACAAAUUGGUUGUAGAUGCUCCUAUAACAGAUGAAGAUAUCAAAGCUGUGGUUAUGAAUUUCAAACCAGAUAAAGCCCCUUGUCCAGACGGCUUCCUAGCUAGUUCCUUCCUCACUUUGAUACCUAAAGUAGGGAAUGCAGUCAAGCCUAAAGAUUACAGGCCUAUUGCUUUAUGCAACCUCAGUUACAAAAUUAUCUCCAAAAUUCUGGCUGCUAGACUGGCUUUGGUUCUUCCUAAUUUGGUGGGAUUGGAACAAAGUGUCUUUAUUAAAGGCCAGAAAAUUCAAGAUGCAAUCAUUAUGGGACACGAAAUGCUUAUUAAUACUUCAAUUUCAGAGGGGAGACUUACAUUGUCAAAUACUGCCUUGAAAGCAAACUCCAUAUGCUGUCAUACUUUUUUUGCUGAUGAUCUUUUGAUUACUUGCAAAGCUUCAGUUACUAAUACUAGAAUACUUACACAUAUUUUCAAGGUAUUUGGGGAUGCUGCUGGUCUUCGUAUCAAUUAUCAAAAAAGUAGUGUUAUCUUUUCCAAGUUUGCCAGAAGAAAGAGAUUAAUUUUAAACAUGCUUCAAUGCAAGGAGGAUGUCUUUCCUUUCAAAUAUUUGGGGUUACCAUUGAGUUCUAUUGGUUUCAGAAAAUUCCAUUGUAAUGCUCUUACUGAUAAAAUCUCCAAAAAGCUCUCUCAUUGGAGUACCAAGCUGUUAUCUACUGUAGGUAAAACUGAGCUGAUCAAGUCGGUUAUUACUCCUACAUGUCUUUACUGGUGCAGCGUUUUUCAACUUCCUAUAGCAGUCAUCAAUCAAAUUCAAAAGAUGUGUAGAGAUUUUGUUUGGGGAAGCAGGGAAAACAUAAAUAAACUUCAUCUCUUGAGCUGGGAUAUGAUGUGCAGGCCCAAAGAUGAGGGAGGUUUGGGUAUCAGGAAAUUGAAAGAUCUGCAAGUCACUUCUCAGCGUGUCUUAGCUUGGGAUUUCCUAUUAAGCAAGGAUAGGCUUUGGAUAUCUUGGUUUCACCACAGGUAUACAACAUCUUCUAAUUUUUGGAAUGCUAUUCCUAAGAUUUCACAUUCAAUCUUAUGGAAGAACAUGAUUAAUGUUAGAGAAACUUUGCUUAAUGCAAUUCAUUUCUCAAAUGGUGAUGGGUAA